Synchiropus splendidus (mandarinfish) is the source of this 7124-nucleotide messenger RNA. RefSeq names its product MAM domain-containing glycosylphosphatidylinositol anchor protein 2-like. The record is from RefSeq and is a predicted model, not a curated record. Gene Ontology annotation, biological process: homophilic cell-cell adhesion. Gene Ontology annotation, cellular component: cell-cell junction; plasma membrane. The coding region runs from base 683 to 3583 and encodes 966 amino acids. The transcript has 18 exons. Gene Ontology annotation, molecular function: cell adhesion molecule binding. NCBI's taxonomy places the organism in Eukaryota, Metazoa, Chordata, Actinopteri, Syngnathiformes, Callionymidae.
CCCAUACAGAUGAGCGCUGGAAGCCACGCACCUCUUGACGUAGCCACGGAGCGGCUGCGGUGCCACUCGGUCUUCGCCGCACGUAUUUGGCAACGUGACUGCUUUCCUCGUCGCUGCGGGGCGACCGCAUCCGGCUCCAGUUAAUUCCUGCCGUGGAAGCAUCUCCGGGAGCUGUGGAGAGAGUCGAGCCGCGUCUUGCGCACACUCGCCGCCGGGAGUGAUGCGCGCUGCCGUGGCUGCGGUCAGGGCGCGUGUGUGAGCGCGUCGGCGUGUCGUUUCUCUGGAUUAGACGCGUGGGUGAUGGCUAUCUCCAUCUUCAACGGAGCUACGCUUGACCACAGCCGAGGCUGACGAGGGAUGUCCGUGGCUGCCGAGCCUCCGUCUGCUGCCAGUCGACAACAUCUGCGUGCCUCCGUGGGUGUCUUUCCUCAAAUCCAGCGUAUUUGGAGCGCACCCACCUGGAGCUGCUGUGCGUGUGAUCAGGCCAGCCUCCCCGCAUCCAGCAUCUCUGCAUAAAUGGCAGUGGACACCAGCCUCACCGCCUCUUAAAUCUCCCAUUUUGCUCAUUAAAGCGAGUCUUACCUAUAGAUUAAGGAGCGUCUGCUGCAUCUAUGACUCGUCCGCCCGCCACCCUGAAAAGGACUUCUCAUUACUGAUAUCUGGAUAUGCAGAGCUUCACAGGAUGGAUGUAAUUGUCUGUGUUUUGGGGCUGCUGGCACUCAUCGUGGAGGGCACCCGCUGCCAAGGAGUGUAUGCUCCUCCAACUGUCCGCAUCAUACAUUCGGGUCACGCCUGUAACGUGGAAGAGGAGAGACACACAGAGCGAGUGUACACCAUCAGAGAGGGCGAGACCCUGGAACUCACCUGUUUAGUGACGGGUCAUCCUCGGCCGCAGAUCCGAUGGACCAAGACCGCUGGCAGCGUGUCGGACCGCUUCCAGGACUCCAGUGUCUUCAAUGAGACUUUGCAUAUUGCAAAGAUCCUGAGGACCCAGGGCGGGCGUUACUACUGCAAGGCGGAGAACGGCCUUGGUUCACCUGCCAUCAAGUCCAUCAGGGUGGACGUCUACUACCUCGAUGACCCGGUGGUGACGGUGCACCAGAGUAUAGGAGAAGCGAAGGAGCAGUUCUACUAUGAGAGGACGGUGUUCCUGAGGUGUGUGGCCAACUCCAACCCGCCCGUCCGUUACAGCUGGCAUCGUGGCCGGGAGGUUCUGACACAGGGUUCCGACAAGGGAGUGGAGAUCUACGAGCCCUUUUUCACACAGCUGCAGGGGGAAACAAAGAUUUUGAAGCUGAAGAACCUGCGCCCUCAGGACUACGCCAACUACAGCUGCAUUGCCUCCGUACGCAAUGUGUGUGGCAUCCCUGACCGGAGUGUGAUCUUCAGACUCACCAACAAGACGGCUUCUCCAUCCAUCAAGCUACUAGUGGAGGACCCUAUUGUGGUGAACCCAGGCCAGACGGUCUCCUUGGUGUGCAUCACGACAGGAGGAGAACCUGCUCCCUUGCUGACCUGGGUCAGCAGCAAUGACAGCCUUCCCCUGAGGAGCCAGGUGAAGGGGGGCACCCUCACUCUGCCGGCCAUCAGCUCAGAGGAGGCCGGGGUCUACAGCUGCGUCGCCAGCAACAACGUCGGCAACCCGGCCAAGAAGUCCACCACUAUUGUAGUGCGAGCUUUGAAGAAAGGAAGAUUCUGGAUCACUCCGGACCCCUACCACAACGACGACAACAUCCAGAUAGGACGGGAGGUGAAAAUAUCUUGCCAGGUGGAGGCGACGCCCCCGGAGGAGCUCACAUUCAGCUGGCUGAAGAACGGACGGGCACUGAGGAGCUCGGAGCGGAUGGUCAUCACCCAGACCGACCCCGACAUCUCCCCCGGGACCACCAACCUGGACAUUAUAGAUCUUAAAUUCACAGAUUUCGGCACGUACACCUGUGUGGCGGCGUUGAAAGGAGGUGGCAUUCCUGAGAUCAGCAUAGAUGUCAACAUUUCCUCCACUACUGUCCCUCCUCUGUUUUUCUCUUUCUUAGUUCCUCCCAACCUGACAGUCCCUCGGGGGAAGUCCCCCCUGGUGGCCCGUGAGGGUGACACAGUGGAGCUGGAGUGCCUUGUUUCAGGGAAACCCAAGCCUAUCAUCCUGUGGUCGAGAGCGGAUAAGGAGGCGGCAAUGCCGGACGGCAGCAUGCAGAUGGAGAGCUACGACGGCGUGCUGCGGAUAGUCAACGUGUCCAGAGAGAUGACCGGCUCGUACCGCUGCCAGACCAGCCAGUAUAAUGGCUUCAAUGUCAAACCCAGAGAGGCAGUUGUGGAGCUCAUCGUGCAAUAUCCGCCGACAGUGGAGCCGGUUUACAUGGAGAUGCGUCAAGGUCUGGGGCGGCCUGUGGUGAUGACCUGCCGGGUGCUGCGAGCCCACCCAUCACGUGUGCUGCGCUUUGAGUGGCUCCUGUCAAACCGGCUGCUCCACGCCGGAGCCUUUGACACUCAAAGAGACGAGACGGAGUACACCAUCCGAAGCCUGAACCGAGACGGCUGGGGCGAGUACACAUGUAAUGUCAUCAACGAGGCAGGAGCGGGGAAGUGCACCUUCCAGGUCACAGGCAAGGCUUACGCUCCAGAAUUCUACUACGACACAUACAGCCCUCUUUGGCAGAACCAACCUCAAGUCUUUGGUUUCAAGCUCCAAUGGACUCAGAUGAACCCCAAUGCGGUCGAUCGCAUUGUUGCUUACAGACUCGGCAUGCGACAGAUGGGUUUGCAGCGCUGGUGGGAGCAGGAGAUUCCUGUAGACGGAACCAUCAACAAGGGCGAGCUCAUGACCCACAACCUCACUGAGCUCAUAAAGCCCGAAUCCUAUGAGGUGCGCCUCACCCCCAUCACACGUUUCGGAGAGGGCGACUCCACAAUCCGCAUUGUCACUUACAGCGCUCCCAUCAACUCUCACCUGAGAGAGUUCCAGUGCACCUUUGAAGAGGAGCCUAUCUGCAAGUUCACACAGGACAAGAACGACGACUUCGAUUGGACGAGGCAAAGCGCCGCCACCCGGGACACAAGGUACACACCCAACACCGGACCCAGCCGUGACCGCAGAGGCUCCAAGCAAGGAUUCUUCAUGUACAUCGAGGCAUCAAGACCACGGCUGGAAGGGGACCAGGCUCGCCUUUUUAGUCCGAUCUUCGACAUUGCACCGAAGAACCCAUAUGGCAUCAACAAUCCGCCGGUGUACUGCCUCGGCUUCUUCUAUCACAUGCAUGGCAAACACAUAGGGACUCUAAAUGCCUUCCUCAAGCAGAAGAGCCAAAGCCCCACAGAGAGUCCCGUAUGGUCCCUAAGUGGUAACCAAGGUGAACGCUGGAAGCAGGCCAAAGUCACCAUCCAUCCAACGUCCUCUUUCCAGGUUGUUCUAGAAGGCAUCCGAGGUCCCGGUAUUGAAGGAGACAUUGCUAUAGAUGAUGUCACACUCGAGGAAGGGGAGUGUCGGAACCCUCCUCCCAAUCCUAGUGCGUCAGCUCCGUACUUUUCCUCCCAUAUAUGGCUGCCAUGUGUCGCCAUAGUGAUGACCCUACUGGAAGGUCAAAGGUGACCCCUCUCUCCGUCAUGUCUGAGGCCAAUUUCCAGCCCCCGCCGUCUGAGAGCUCUUCCCUCGGCAUCCAAUCACCAAAGAUUCAUGCAUCCCGAAAGGCAGCACGGAGCGUUCGACGGACAACCCGGGGACUGACUCAGAAAAAAAUAAAAAACUUCUGUUGAAAGAAAAAAAAGGGACAUCAAAAGUAAUAAGAAGUGUAUUCUUUUUUUUUCCUUUUUAUUAUGGAGACCUCCUCAUCGGGACAGUGCUCCUCUGUGCCAGACUAGCACAAAUGUCGGGGUCUUGAGGAAAUUUGCGACGAGGGAUAAACAGUUUGUAAAGCACAAGAACAAAUUUGUCAAAAAAAAAGAAGAAAAAAAAAGACAGCAGAGAUUGCUGACUUUUGAGGAGGGAUUCAUUUGCCCGCUUACAUGACCUUCCUCUGCGUAUCUAUCUUCAUUUUCUUGCACCAGAUGCCAACAUGACUUGUUUUCCACUCAAGCUUGGCCUCAUUUCUUUAUCGCUUGGUGCUAAUACUGAAGAAGAACAAGGACUUUUUUUUUUUUUUUUUUUUGGUUCCCUUAGCUGUAGCUGUCUGUUUCUUUUAACACUGUGCUCACGAGAAGACAAGCAACGGUGUGGUGGCAGAAGAUAAGAAGAAUCCGCAAGGAGCUGUACAGAAGAACGAGAUGUAAAUACGGGGAGGAAGAGAGAACGGAGGUGAGAGGUCUAGUCAUGGUGACCCGACAUCAGUUGGCGCUCUGCCUGCGAAACAGAAGCCACUUUACUUUCUGCCAUGAAACAAAGUGCCUUCAGAUUACAAACUGAAUCGUGAGCCUGAGUGUGUACCAACAUCGACCUGAUCAUCUUUCCUCUGAUGGGCUAUUUUCUACAUGUUUCUUUUGCCUCACAAGUGCUGAUGGGAUGUCUGUUCAAAAGUGCUCAAAGCUCCAGGCGGGACAUUUGUCGGGCAUGUGCAUGUGCCUACUUGAAAAGAUGAGGGCAGCCAGCCAUGCUGGCAGACCACGAGCACAGGUUUGGUGGGAAAUACGGCAAACAACAAACCAGAGGAUUUUUUUUUCUCUUUUUUUUUUUUUUUUAUAAAGACCACUAUAAAACAUACAGGCAAAUAAAGACACAACGUGGAAUGAUAACUCCGCUCUCUCUUCCUGUAUUCCUCCUACCCUGCAGACAUUUUUACCGGGAGAAAACUGCUGAAUAAAACAUUGUACAUGGAGGAGGAUCCAAAACUCUGCAGGUGGUGAACUGCCUGACCCCUCAACCAUUUAUAUGGAACAAUGUGAGAACAAAAAAAAAAAUUAAAUAAUAAUAGUCAUGAUAUUUUAAUACUCUAGCGAGAAUGUUUCUCCGCUUUUACACAAACUGUGAAGAUGGACUGUGGACGAUCUACCUGAGACCAUAACCUUAACCAGCGGGGUUUUUCAAACUACAUUGUAUUGUUACAAAAAAAAAAAAAAAAAAGAGCAAGAGAGAGAAGCUUUGUUGGUUAUGACAAAUGUUAUCAGGACUUGUCUUGUUUUUUCCCGUCUUUGUUUUUAAAAAUUCAGUUUAAAAUAACUUCCUUUCUCCUUUCACCCCCUUGCAUCGGCCAUGAGUUGAUGGAAACCAAUUUGGUAACUUGUAUAACUUGUAAAUGUGAAAGAAGUUCUAUUCAAAAAGUUUAUGAGAAAUGUUUUAUGUUGGAGUACAGGAAGCACAACAAACAAAAAUCGUUUUUUAUAUUCCUCGACAUGCGCUCGACCCACUCCCUCGCAUUCACUCUGUCACUGAAAAAGUGGUGGAGUUCAGAGUAGCGAAUCGUCGUCAUGUAGCCUCCAGAGUGGGCGUGACCGAGUGGGCAUAAUGCAGUGUAGAAUAGGUGUCAUGAGAUACUUGUAAAGAAAAAAAAAAUCUCCUGCCAUCAAAUCAGAAACCGUUUUAAUGUGCUCUCCUUUUGUUGAAAGAUGCUUUUAUUUCCAUAUGAAACCCAGUUUAUAAUGAAUGUAUGCUGUUCUGGGAAGUUGUUUUCAUGAACUGAAAAAUAUCUAUGUUUUUUGUUUUUUUUUAUUAUUAUAAGUUAUUAUAAACACAUGGGUUUUCCAGGAUGAAAAAUAGCCCUCAAACAACACUAAAUAUCUACAAAUGUCACCUCCACUGUUUGUGUUUCAGUCAUUCAUUAUUAUUAUGGGCGUAGAAAAGUGGAGAAUUGAAAGUAUGUAUUUAAAAUAAAGGUGCAAUAAACAAACAAAAUUUGCUCAAAUGUUAUGCUGACAUUGAAAAAACAGAAGCGGAGAUCAAAGGAACAGUUUGGUAAACCCAGAUUUUUCGGUUUACAAAACCAUAUUUAUCACACGUCAAUAAUGGUUUAGUAUUAUUGUUGUAAAAUGAUGGAGUUCCAGCUCUGCCCUGCUUAUUCUUCUCUGUUGGCUUCCAUCUUUUUCUCACAGCCAUUUGGCUGUUUCCCUUUUUACUAGUGAUGGAUGGAUGAGGUAUCAUGAAACAGUAUUGCGGGGUUGAUGAAACAAGGUCCUAAUUUUCAGAGGCCAUUAGGUGGCGCUCAUGUUUUAGAAAAUGUUUCACUGAACUGGUUGUUCAAGUCCAAACAUCAUACAGCAGGCAGCGCCAUCUGGUGGCCUCUGAAACUCAGGACACUGUUUCAUGAAACCUCAUCUACCCAUCACUGCUUUUAACAUUGUGUCCUGAUGCAGAAUCAAAUUGAUAUUAAACUGCAAUUUUCAUAACCUGUGUGUAUAACUUUGAAUUUAAAAAAUAUAUACUCCAUAAAAGCGACAGUUCUCUGCUUCAAAGGUAAGCGCACGCCAUCGUCUCAUGACACAAUGGCUGACAGCUGGAUCCAAAACAUCCAUGUGACACUAGUUCACAGCUCAUUCCAUGAGCCACAGUCUUUUUUUGUUGAACAAAAUAAAAAUACAAAAAUUCGUGUGGAUGAAGAAGAUCAUUAUUUUUGCUUUUUUUCCAUAUAAGAUUUUAGACCGCAGUGAAAUUAGCAAUUAGCAUUGAAACAAAAUGUCUUCUGCCUCGGGUUAUGACAUCAACUUCAUCGGCCGUGAAAAUGUAUUUGUGUAUUGACACUUUAUUCCACUCCAUGACAAUAUAAACAUCCAAGAACAAUCACAGUACAAAUUAGACUUGUUCAAUAAAGAUUUUUGAAAACAGGGAUGACCUUUUUUUUUCUGCCACUGUGAAAGCAGCUUUCUAAAGUAGAGUAAGAUACAUACUUCAUGAUGAUGACUUGUGUUUAUAAAUAUCACCUCAUGUAUUUGAUAUUUUGUUUUCAUUUUCAGCCUGAUAAGUAUGAGAAGUACGAAGAUAAAUAUUUUGCUGCCAUUCUAAAUACUUGAUUUUUAAUGCUGUUUUCCAGUUUGUUUCAAGCCCUGAGUUUGGGCUGAGGGGUUCAAGGACAUCAGGUCAUUGUUCCUUUCAUUGGCAAGAUGAGGUCCUCAGUGUCAGGACUGGCAAAAAUCAGACCGCCACUCUGCUCCAGGUGAAAGGCUUGCCUCUCUUUUGUUUUGGUUUCAUUUUGAGUAGCCACAAAUCU